AUUGGAAAAAAGCUUCUUAUUUUAUUAAAUUGUGGAAUAUUAGUGGUUUUAUCAGAGGUUUUUGAACAUUUUGUCACGUGGUAACUGUUGAAGCUCUCCGUAGUCGACGGUACUCACCUCAUUAGUGUAUAGAAUUGACUUUACGCGAAAGCCACCGAGAGCUUCUAAGAAAUUACCAUCAUGGCAGAUAUUGAGGACACCCAUUUUGAGACUGGAGACUCUGGUGCAUCGGUUACGUAUCCCAUGCAAUGCUCUGCUCUUCGCAAAAAUGGAUUUGUCAUGCUCAAGUCACGCCCAUGCAAAAUUGUUGAAAUGUCUACCUCCAAGACAGGUAAACAUGGUCAUGCCAAAGUACAUCUUGUGGGUAUAGAUAUUUUUAAUGCUAAGAAGUAUGAAGAUAUAUGUCCAUCGACCCACAAUAUGGAUGUGCCUUUUGUAAAACGUGAAGAUUACCAGCUUACUGACAUCUCGGACGAUGGUUAUCUUUGUCUUAUGGCUGAUAAUGGAGACCUGCGUGAAGACCUUAAGGUACCUGAUGGAGAGCUUGGUGCACAGCUGCGGGCUGAUUUUGAAGCUGGUAAAGAGCUGCUGUGCACCGUUUUGAAGUCCUGUGGUGAAGAAUGCGUUAUUGCCAUCAAAACUAAUACAGCUCUGGACAAAUAAUUUAUGCAAGCUGUUGGGAAAAAAAAGUAAAUAAAAAAUAUUACAAGAAAGAAGCAAUGGUUGAUGCUAUGUGUACUACCAGGGCAAUUGAUGGGUGAGGUUUAUGUCACUGUUCCAUUUGCUAAACCAGUUCCAAAAUUUAAGAUACUGUACCAUAGCUCUCAGAAAACCGGACCAUCAUGGUAUUUUUGAAACGCUUGUUUAAUUUCUUUAAAAACCCACAUGUGUAUUAUAAUAAACUGAUGAAUGAUUUAAACUAAUCACGUACGAUAGUUAUGCUCUCACUCCCCCAAUGUGGAUGUGUCGACACAUUAGAAGGUUGAGGAGUAAAUAAAAAGACUUGUGGAGCACA
Messenger RNA from Cryptotermes secundus, 1015 nucleotides. It is a transcript of the gene eEF5, whose product is annotated as eukaryotic translation initiation factor 5A. Gene Ontology annotation, biological process: positive regulation of translational elongation; positive regulation of translational termination. The transcript has 5 exons. The record is from RefSeq and is a predicted model, not a curated record. Gene Ontology annotation, molecular function: translation elongation factor activity; RNA binding; ribosome binding. Lineage: Eukaryota; Metazoa; Arthropoda; Insecta; Blattodea; Kalotermitidae. The coding region runs from base 181 to 663 and encodes 160 amino acids.